This is a messenger RNA of Cucurbita pepo subsp. pepo (vegetable marrow), 1501 nucleotides long. Lineage: Eukaryota; Viridiplantae; Streptophyta; Magnoliopsida; Cucurbitales; Cucurbitaceae. The record is from RefSeq and is a predicted model, not a curated record.
GGCACUGAGGUUAAAAUCUGAUGAUGUCAAUGCUGUUGGACGGCUUCCUCUUCUGAAUGACUCUUACUAUCCGGAUACUCUCUGUGAGAUUGGAGGAAUGUUUGCUAUUGCAAAUAAGAUUGAUAACAUUCAUAAGAGACCUUGGAUUGGGUUUCAAUCAUGGCGGGCUUCUGGAAGAAAGGUUUCCUUAUUCCCAAAAGCUGAAAAUGUCUUGGAAGACACUAUAAGGGACAACACUAAAGGAGACGUUAUAUACUUCUGGGCACACUUGCAAGUGAAUCGUGGAAUCUUGGGGGGCAGUAAUGCUCCCACUUUCUGGUCAGUGUGUGAUAUCUUGAACGGUGGUCUUUGCAGAACCGCCUUUGAGACCACCUUUCGUGAGAUGUUUGGAUUGUCGUCAAAUAUGGAAGCGCUUCCCCCUAUGCCAGAUGAUGGUGGUCGCUGGUCUGCCCUCCAUAGUUGGGUGAUGCCAACCCCUUCCUUUCUGGAGUUCAUAAUGUUUUCCAGGAUGUUCACCCACUACCUUGAUGCUGUGAAUAGAAAUCAAAGUCAACCAUAUGGAUGUUUGGUUGCUUCCUCUGAGCUUGAGAAAAAACACUGUUACUGUCGGAUACUGGAAAUCCUGGUCAAUGUCUGGGCGUACCACAGUGGACGGAGGAUGGUUUAUAUCGAUCCUCACUCGGGUUUCCUCGAAGAGCAGCAUCCAGUUGAACAACGCAGGGAAUUUAUGUGGGCAAAAUAUUUUAACUCCACGUUAUUGAAGAGUAUGGAUGAAGAUUUAGCAGAAGCUGCAGAUGACGAAGGUGGUUCAAAUCAAAUGGGGUUGUGGCCAUUAACAGGGGAAGUUCAUUGGCAAGGGAUAUAUGAGAGAGAGAGAGAAGAAAGGUAUAGAGUGAAGAUGGACAAGAAGAGAACCACAAAAGUAAAACUAAUGGAGAGGAUGAAAUUUGGAUACAAGCAAAAAUCACUUGCAGGAUGAGAAGCUGGAAUUCUGAACCUUAUUUAGCCAGCUAAUUCUGAAAGCUUCCGACUGCUGACUUGGCUAGAAGAGAUUGAAAGAGAGCUUCCCUACGUCGAAAAUGAAUCAAACCAGUUUUUCGUUACAUACGGUACGUUAAGGAAUCUGAGUUCUUUCUCAAUUAUACUUACUCUACAGAGCAUUUCUAGGCAACAAAACUGAAGAAAAGCAAAGCUGAAAUUGCAGCUCGGUUAUUGGAGGCAUAUAUUACCAGAGAACACCAGGUUAUUUUGGGAGAGGUACUCUAAAUAUUCUUUAAAAUUCUUUCUUCUAUAUUCCACUUACCUCAUAUAUAGCAACAAGACAUAAGGGAAAUUCCUUUUACUUCUGUACAACCAAAAUAGCAAUUAUUGAGGCAAUUUUGGUCAUUCAUGAUAGUUGAUGGUUUCCACUUUCAGAUAAUUGUUUUCUUCUCUUUGCUUUUAGUUCUGUCUUUUCUCCUUUGCCAACAACUAUGGUAUGGAAAUCUGCAAACUUUGUUCA